AUGGUAAGUCAGAGGCUGGAAAUUUGCUUGGGUCUGCUGAAAAUGGCCUUAGAGUUUGUGAUGGUGUUUUUUGAAGCAGUUGGCAAAAAAUUGUUUUACUGUAUGAGAAAGGAUUUCAUGACUAGUUCGAGUUGGACGGAUAAUCAAGAUAAGGCAUCAGGGGUGGGCUUAACAAGAACCCACUGCCCAUCAGACUUCCUCUUCACUUGCAGGCCCCCAACAUCGUCUUGGGCCAGUAUUGUCAGGGCUCCAGCAUCCUUGUGCCGGCCCACGCCAAGGGCCAGACAAAAAGUACCUCAUUUUAGGAGGAUAUUCCGGCCAGUGGUUGACCAUCUCCUUCAAACCCUCGUCGCCGGGGACGUGAUUUGCCGGAAUCACCGUCGGCACCUGCACUGUAAAAUCAAAUACCUCCUUCCAAUCCCUCACGUUCUUCGUGUGCUCCGUAUCUACCCCGUCGGGUUCACCUCGUCCCGGGCCACCUUCCUCUUCUCCUCCUUCGGCAGCGCGAAAAAAUCUCGGGCCGCCGAUUCGAUUCGCCGGAGGGAAUCCGGCGGCACGCCGUGGUUGACGACCUGGAAGAAGCCCCAAUUCUCGCACGCGCCGCCGAUCGCGUCGAUCAGUUGCCGGAGGGCGGCCGGGUCGGGCUCCGGCGAGCUGAGGGGCGAGAGGUCGAUUAGGGGGAUGUUGUCCGCCUCGAUGGAUUCGGGUUCGGGCCGGUGUUCGGGGGCCUGGAUGAAGGCGGGAUCGACUUCUAAUCCCAUGGCGGUUACUUUUCAUAAGCAGUUUGAUACAUUGAACCUGGACGCAGAGGAUGGGGACGUUAGAACAGAGCAAAUGGUUACGUAA
Molecule: messenger RNA, 846 nt
Organism: Striga asiatica
Lineage: Eukaryota; Viridiplantae; Streptophyta; Magnoliopsida; Lamiales; Orobanchaceae
Source: the annotation of a GenBank genome assembly